AAUGCCAUAUUUGAAGAUACUGUGAAUGGAAUGCAUGGAAGUAUUAAAGACAAAGAGAAUCGAAGAGACAGUAAAGGAAAUCCUAUUCGGAAAACAUCUGAUUUGUACAUGGAAGAUACAGUGAAUGGAAUGCAUGGAAGUAUUAAAGAUAAAGAGGUUCGAAGAGACAGUAACGGAAAUCCUAUUCGGAAAACAUCUGCUUUGUUAAUGGAAGAUGCAGGAAGACCCGGAAGACGUGAUUCAGUGGUUGUCAUGUCAACAAGAAGAUACUCACUAUCUCCAUCCGUAUCAAAAUCUAAAGUAAGAAAAACCAGUUUUGUAGCACCACCAACGGCUACCAGAAGAAAGAGCUUACAGGUUAAUGGCAUAAUUAAAAACAAACUUUCCAAACGCAACAAUACCAUACAAUUGCCAGAAGCAGUCAUCCGUAGAGAAACAAAGCAAAUCACAUUAGAUGUAUUAAUACGGCAUUGUGAUGAGAGGUCAUCACUGUCAGUUGAUGUUGAAACAAUUGUCACUAGUCUAAGUGAGUUGUACCCAUCAUUUGACAUAAAAAUAAAUGAGGCUGAAGGGAUGUGUUUGUACUCAAGAAACAAUUCAGAAAAUAAUAAAGGAAACAAUAACUCUACAAUGCCUCCAAGAAACGAAUUGCAUUCCACAAUCUAUAAUGAAAAGUUAUCAAUUAAAGAUGUAAUCAAGGAAAUGAAACAGAAGCCAAACAAUUCCAAGUGUCAAACAGAUUUCUGUCGAAAAAUGGCAGCAUUCGCUAAUGACGACUCUCUUCAUGUUUUGCUGGCGAAACAAGAAGGGAUAUCUUGUAUUAUCAAAGCAAUGAAACAGUUUACAGACAACACAGAUCUCAUCAAAUCAGCUUGCCAAACUUUGUUAAUGAUGACAUCAUAUUCAGAUGCUAAUUGUGUUCAUGUCCACAAAGAAGACGGAAUCUCAUUUCUAAUAGAACUUAUACAACUAAAGAUUGACAACGCAGGACUCCUGCAGACCAUAUUAGAUAUAUUAGGGUAUCUUGUAAUGACAGAUGACACAGAUAUUAUAGAUUCCAUGAUUGAUAAAUCCUGUCAUACCAUCAUCCUCACCACAAUGUCAAGGCAUGGUGACAAUAGCGACAUUGUCAAACAGUGUUGUUUUAUCUUAUCAAAUUUAGUAAACUCCGUUGAUGUUGCCAGGUCGCUCAUGUUUAUUGGAGGAGUACAUGUAAUUAUUGGUGCCAUGCAAACGUUCGAAGACAACAACGAAGUAUUAGAGAACGGAUGUAGAGCUCUUGGAAGUUUUGCAGUACAUGAUGAGAUCUGUACAGAUGUUGUCAAUGCAGGUGCUCUGAAAAUUACACUGCAUACUUUAGAGAGAAGCAGAAAUGAUGAAAGUUUGUUAGAAUGUGCUACAUGGGCUUUAGCAUGUCUGACAAAAUAUGAGGAGUCCUGUAAAGAUGUUUGCAGUUCAUGUGGAAUGGAAAACCUAAUUCAGGGAAUGAAAAACUUUCCUACUAUAGAAAUUAUACAGGAAUACGGUUGCUGGACAAUCUGUAACAUAAUUGCACAUGACAAACCAUUUGAUGUCAACAUUAGUCAUGAAAUAGUCCAAGUGUUAUUGGAUGCAACUAGUAUGUUCUUAGACAACAUAGACCUUCAGGAACAAUUAUUGUUUGCCAUUAGUGAAACCAUUACUGUUGGAGAAACUGUUCUCCAUCGAUUUGUUUCCAGCAAAGGAAUACCAUUAAUAGUUAAAACAAUGUCCCAGUACCCAGAUCAUUGCCCUAUACAAGAACAUGGAUGUCGAAUCAUAGGAAACGUAGCUGUAUAUGAGAAACAUAGAUUACACAUUGAAACAGAAGGUGGUUCUAAGGCUAUAGUAUCUGCCAUGUUAACACUUGAGACAUCGGAAGAAUUACAAGAGAUUGGCUGUUUAGCCUUAACCAACAUAACAGCUAACGUUUACAAAAACAAACUUACAGCAGUGAAAAGUGGGUGUGUAUCAGCAGUAUUAAAGGCGAUGACGGCAGAGAGCGAUUGUGACAAUAACGUACUAUCAGCACUUCAGACCAUUGGCAAUGUUGUAGAAAUUGAUGAUGCAUGCUAUAAUUUCCUGGAGGAAAAUGGGUUGAAGAUAAUAAAAACAGUACUAUGCACCAAAAAGUUGUCUCCAGAAUUUACAGACAUUCUGUUAUUUGCAAGCAAUAUUCUUUCUAGAAUAUCAUCUCUGUUAGGAAUAGACGAAAGAUACAUUGGUCAAGCUGAAGAAUUACUGAUGCAAAUCAAAGACAUGACAGAGGACAGUCCAGAGGCUGUUCUGAGUCUAAGUCGGUUUUAUGAAAACAUGCUUCAAACUGAGAAAAGGUACAAUUCAUUUAGAGAGAAGAAUAUUAUACAUACUAUUUACAAAUGGAUAAAUGAAUUUGAAGAUGACAGCAACAUCCAAAUAAGCUGUUGUAAAGUUCUAGCUGCAGUUGCACUAUAUGAUAAAGACUUAAGCAUAGAAGUGUUUAAUGUGAUGAAGAAGUGCAUGACUGCUUAUAUUGAUAACAGUGACAUACAACUUAUUUGCUGUGGUGCCAUAGUGUAUAUUUCAGAUAACAACGAGGCUUGCAGAGAUUGUUUGGUGCACAAUGGUGCCGUUAAACUUGCAAUAAGUGCAAUUAAGACGCAUACCACAGUAGAGAAACUGGUGGAUGUGGGUUUGAUGGCUUUAGAUACAUUAUUAGUAAAAAUACAAGAACAUGCUGAACAUGAUGUUAAGAAACACAUACUUUUGCAUAUAAUGGAAGUCAUCCGGUUAUAUCCAGACAAUACAGAAAUACAGAUUCAUGGAUGCAAUAUUGUUUCAAAGUUACAAAAAGAGCAUAAAGAAAUGUUUUGCGAUUGGGAAACACAAGAUACAUGCGACCAUCUCGUCCGUUUGCUAAGAAGGAGAAGAUCAAACGGAGAACUUCAAGCUGCAGCAGUUGAAGCUUUAAAACGUUUACUACCAGGUGAGCCAGAAUAUGUACAAAAUACGAAAGAACAGUUAACAUUUCUUACAAAUUGCUGGUUCAAUGACUACAAUACAGUCAAUUCGUGAUGAUCGUUCACAGAAAUGACAUCGUUAAUGAACAUAAUGUUUGAUAACCACACUUCCUUAGAUCACAGUGUUGUAAGACAAAUAUUACAUCGGUCGUUGAUAGAUAGACCUAUGUAUAUACACUGUUGCAUCAAAUCUGGUUAGAAAAAAACUCAUCAAUGAUAGCAAUCAUAUCCUUUGACUGUUGUUACUAUAACGUUCAGCCGUUCGCUUGGCUUUAACAUGACAUUGUAAUCUGGUUAACAUAACUGUUAUAUGAAAGAUUGUAUCUGUAAAAUCUAUUAUAAGAACAGGGUUAAAUAUUUUGUAAUACUUUUGAUUUUUGUAUAUGAAUUUUAUUUUUGCUUUCAAUCAUUCGUAAAUAAACCAUUAUGUCUGGUC
Messenger RNA from Mytilus californianus (California mussel), 3453 nucleotides. RefSeq lists its product as uncharacterized. Gene Ontology annotation, molecular function: protein binding. NCBI's taxonomy places the organism in Eukaryota, Metazoa, Mollusca, Bivalvia, Mytilida, Mytilidae. The transcript is spliced from 21 exons. Bases 31 to 3072 code for a protein of 1013 amino acids. The record is from RefSeq and is a predicted model, not a curated record.